AUGAGGACUAUUAAGCUUCAGCUUGACUACGUGCUGACGAGGAACAUUUCUCAGUCAGAUAUCCGAAAAUCUAGAGCUGUUUGGGACGUCGCGUUCGACUCUGACCACCGUCCAGUUCUUUUCACCUUCAAGAUACGGGUCCACAAGAGAAACCGACGAGUUUCUCUUCAGCCGAAAAUCGACAUGUCAGGUCUGAAAGAUGAAGAAUGCAGGACGAAAUUCCGCCACCGUAUGUCCAUUCAUAUUGGAGUACGGACCAGAAAGAAGCUUAGCGAUGCGGACUCCUUCACAAAGUGCAUCCAAGGCGCUACAAGGGAAACGCCCCCGGUUCUAUUGCCGCGGAACAAGUUUGCAUUUGCAUCUGCGGAAACGAAAUCCACGUUCAAUUCUAUAUGUGUCGCGCGCAGCACUGGUGACUUUAAACAGGAAAAGCGUCUUAAAAGGAAGCUGCGUCGUCAACUGCAACAAGACCACCAUAACGAGUGGACGUCAAGAGCGAUGGAGCUUGAAAAGGUGUGGUACGACAAGAACCGGUGGAAAGCGUAUGCUCUAUUAAAACAGUAA
Molecule: messenger RNA, 564 nt
Organism: Necator americanus (New World hookworm)
Lineage: Eukaryota; Metazoa; Nematoda; Chromadorea; Rhabditida; Ancylostomatidae
Exons: 1
Coding region: 1-564 (187 amino acids)
Source: RefSeq, a predicted model, not a curated record